Molecule: messenger RNA, 1044 nt
Organism: Rana temporaria (common frog)
Lineage: Eukaryota; Metazoa; Chordata; Amphibia; Anura; Ranidae
Gene: NUDT1
Product: nudix hydrolase 1
Exons: 4
Coding region: 22-585 (187 amino acids)
Biological process (GO): DNA protection
Molecular function (GO): 8-oxo-7,8-dihydroguanosine triphosphate pyrophosphatase activity
Source: RefSeq, a predicted model, not a curated record
AAAGGGCCGCCCAUACUAAAAAUGGAGCCGGGGGUGACAACCUGGCAGAUACGUAAGAGCGCCCUGCUGUUUCCCGCGGGUGACAUCCACGUGUGUGCUGUGAUCAGAGAGACAAUGUUUACAUCGAAGCUGCUCACACUUGUCCUCGUUGUCCAGCCCCCAAGAAUUCUGUUGGGAAUGAAGAAACGUGGUUUUGGUGCUGGCCGGUGGAAUGGUUUUGGUGGCAAAGUGCAGACUGGAGAGACGAUUGAACAAGCUGCAAAAAGAGAACUCUGGGAAGAAAGUGGUCUAACUGUUGACACCCUACAGAAAAUCGGUGAGAUAAAAUUUGAAUUUUUGGGCGACACUGAGAUUUUGGAUGUCCAUGUGUUCCGAGCAGAUUCUUUCAAAGGAGAACCAGUUGAAACUGAAGAAAUGCGCCCUCAGUGGUUUCCCCUGGAGAAGAUCCCCUUUGACAAUAUGUGGCCGGAUGACAUCAUUUGGUUUCCCCUUUUGCUACAGAAGAAGAAAUUUCAAGGAUACUUCAAGCUUGAGGGUCAUGACAAAAUCCUAAACUACACCUUAGAACAAGUGGAAGAUAUAUGAAGAUUACUAAACUUUUCUUAAGACUAUUCAUCGCACUAUUAGUUUGGUACCUUUUCUAGGCUUAGUGAUGGACAGAUGUUUUAUUUGUUAAUAUUUUAGUCGUUACACUUUUUUUUAUAUAUAUAAUGACAUUGUUCUACAUGGGUUUUCCCAGUGCUGGAUUGAAUGUUGACCAAAUUUGAGGGGGUGGCAUGAAUCCUCUAUAAGGCAACUUUUUUCCCUCCUCCAAACGGUUUAUACUUUUAUUUUUUUUGUCAUUCACUGUUUGUUUGUUCUGGUAACAAAUACCUAAUUUUAUAUCUGCCUUUGUCAUUGUAUGCAUUUUUUUUUAUGGCCUAAAAGUCAUGCAUGCAAGGGGAGGCAUUUCUGACUAAACUAGGUGAAAGUAACCAUUUCUUAAAAGAUAAGGUCUUUAAAAAAAAAAACAUCUUCCACAAUACAGCAGGUAACUGAAAUGUG